AGAGGAGAAGGGCAGAAGAUAGAAGAGAUAGAGAGAGAGAGAGAGAGGUCGAGACCAGAGGGGAAUCGAAGCCUUAGGGUGGAAUCGGCUUUGAGAUGUUGAUUUUCAGAUCUCCUUCGAUUCGGUCUAGUUCGCGGCUAGGGUUCGCACUUCGAUCGUGCCUCGCGACUCGACUUGCUUCGCAAAGGUCGUGAAGGGUUUUGUCAGGUUCCAGUACUUUUUGUAAAUAGCUAUUGCUAAUUACAGAUUGAACUUGAGCUUGUAUUGGAGAGUUCAGUUUCAACAUGGGGCGUCUAAAGCUGCAAUCUGGAAUAAAGUCAAUUGAAGAAGAACCAGAAGACUGUGAGGUUAUUUCUUCUAACAAAGCUGCUUUAGCAUGUAUAGUCAAUGCGGAAGUAGGUGCUGUACUGGCUGUUAUGAGGAGGAAUGUGAGAUGGGGAGGUCGUUAUAUGUCGGGUGAUGAACAGCUAGAGAACUCUCUCAUCCAGUCUUUGAAGGCAUUGCGGAAGCAAAUUUUUUCAUGGCAGCACCCAUGGCCUACCAUCAAUCCUGCUGUUUAUCUCCAGCCCUUCUUGGAUGUAAUUCGGUCUGAUGAAACCGGUGCACCAAUCACAGGUGUUGCUUUGUCAUCUGUUUACAAGAUUUUAAGUCUUGAUGUGCUUGAUCUAAAUACUGUUAAUGUUGAAGAGGCUAUGCACUUGGUAGUUGAUGCUGUGACCAGCUGCAGAUUUGAGGUGACUGAUACUUCAUCAGAAGAGGUAGUCCUAAUGAAGAUACUUCAGGUUCUUCUAGCUUGCAUGAAAAGUAAAGCAUCAGUUAGGCUGAGUAAUCAGCAUGUUUGCACCAUAGUGAAUACUUGCUUCCGUGUAGUUCAUCAAGCAAUAAGAAAAGGUGAGUUGUUACAGCAGCUAGCUCGAAACACAAUGCAUGAACUUGUUAGGUGUAUUUUUUCAAACAUACCUGACGUCAACAACACAGAAGAUUCAUUGGUUAAAGGAGCCAGUUCUUUUAAACAGGAGCUUGGUGGGAUGGAUAAUGAUUACAAUUUUGGGGCAAAGCAAUUAGAGAAUGGCAAUGGUAGUUCUGAACAUGAUAGCCAACUAUCCUCAGCAGGUUUGGCUUCUAAUGCUCCCAGUGGCCUAGUUACUGGUAUGAUGGAUGAAAAUACAAUCCGGUCUGGUAAUCGGAUGGACGCUGUUCCAUAUGAUUCGCAUUUAAUGACUGAGCCAUAUGGAAUCCCCUGCAUGGUUGAGAUAUUUCACUUCUUGUGUUCAUUGUUGAAUGCUGUUGAGCAUAAUGGAAUGGGUCCUAGUCCCAGGCCAAAUAGUAUGGCAUUUGAUGAAGAUAUACCUCUUUUUGCUUUUGGAUUAAUUAAUUCAGCAAUUGAAUUGGGUGGUGCUUCUAUUCGCCAACACCCCAGAUUAUUGAGUUUGGUACAGGAUGAAUUAUUUCGUAACCUGAUGCAAUUUGGUUUGUCAAUGAGUCCACUUAUACUCUCAAUGGUAUGUAGCAUUGUUCUCAAUCUGUAUCAUCAUUUGCGUGCUGAACUAAAGCUACAGCUUGAGGCUUUCUUUUGUUGUGUGAUUUUGAGGCUUGCACAAAGCCGAUAUGGGGCUUCAUACCAGCAGCAGGAGGUUGCAAUGGAAGCUCUUGUUGAUUUCUGCAGGCAGAAAACGUUUAUGCUGGAGAUGUAUACUAACUUAGAUUGUGACAUAACUUGCAGUAAUGUUUUUGAAGACCUCGCCAAUUUGUUGUCCAGGAGUGCAUUUCCAGUGAAUUGCCCUUUAUCUUCAAUGCACAUCCUUGCUUUGGAUGGCCUGAUUGCUGUAAUUCAGGGAAUGGCUGAGAGGAUAGGCAAUGGAUCAGUGGGAUCGGAACCAGCCCCUGUGAAUCUUGAGGAGUAUACCCCGUUCUGGAUGGUGAAGUGUGACAACUAUAGUGACCCUGAUCAUUGGGUUCCAUUUGUGAGACGGAGGAAAUACAUCAAAAGAAGGUUGAUGAUUGGGGCUGAUCACUUCAAUCGAGAUCCAAAAAAAGGGCUUGAAUUUCUCCAGGGAACGCAUCUUUUGCCUGACAAACUCGAUCCCCAAAGUGUGGCUUGCUUUUUCAGAUACACUGCUGGGUUAGAUAAGAAUCUUGUUGGGGAUUUUCUGGGAAAUCAUGAUGAGUUUUGCGUUCAGGUUCUUCAUGAAUUUGCUGGGACUUUUGAUUUUGACGGCAUGAACCUGGAUACUGCAUUGCGGUUGUUUUUGGAAACUUUCCGACUUCCCGGGGAAUCACAAAAGAUACAAAGGGUACUUGAGGCAUUCUCGGAAAGAUACUAUGAGCAAUCACCUCAAAUUCUAGCUAACAAGGAUGCUGCUCUCCUAUUGUCCUAUUCACUAAUAAUGCUCAACACAGAUCAGCACAAUGUGCAGGUGAAGAAAAAGAUGACCGAGGAAGAUUUCAUCCGGAAUAAUCGGCACAUCAAUGGUGGCAAUGAUCUCCCUCGAGAGUUUCUGUCAGAGUUGUACCACUCAAUCUGCAAGAAUGAGAUCCGCACAACACCAGAACAAGGUGCUGGUUUCCCUGAAAUGAACCCAAGCCGUUGGAUUGAUCUAUUGCACAAAUCCAAGAAAACUGCUCCGUUCAUUGUGUCGGAUUCUAAAGCCUACCUUGACCAUGAUAUGUUUGCUAUAAUGUCGGGUCCAACCAUUGCUGCUAUCUCUGUGGUAUUUGACCAUGCAGAGCAUGAAGAUGUAUACCAAACCUGUAUCGACGGAUUCAUAGCUGUUGCAAAGAUUUCAGCAUGCCAUCAUCUUGAAGAUGUUUUGGAUGAUCUGGUGGCAUCUCUCUGUAAGUUUACAACCCUUUUAAACCCAUCAUCUGUGGAGGAGCCGGUUCUAGCCUUCGGCGAUGACUCGAAAGCCCGUAAUGCAACUGUAACAGUCUUCAAUAUUGCAAAUUGGUAUGGUGAUUUCAUCCACACGGGCUGGAGAAAUAUCCUCGAUUGCAUUCUAAAAUUGCACAAGCUCGGUCUUCUUCCUGCUCGUGUGGCAAGUGAUGCAGCGGAUGACUCAGAGCUUUCUUCUUCUGACCCUGGACAUGGGAAGCUUCUUACAAAUUCUUUAUCUUCAGCUCACAUGCCAUCCAUAGGUACUCCUAGGAGAUCUUCUGGACUGAUGGGCCGGUUCAGUCAGCUUUUAUCUCUCGACACAGAGGAACCAAGAUCACAACCUACUGAACAACAGCUCGCUGCUCAUCAGCGCACUGUUCAAACCAUUCAGAAGUGUCACAUCGACAGCAUUUUCACAGAGAGUAAAUUUUUGCAAGCUGAUUCCUUAUUACAGCUUGCACGGGCACUCAUUUUGGCUGCGGGACGACCCCAAAAGGGGAAUAGUUCUCCCGAGGACGAAGACACUGCUGUUUUCUGCUUGGAAUUGCUUAUUGCUAUUACCCUGAACAACCGGGAUAGGAUUAUGCUUCUCUGGCAGUGUGUUUAUGAUCACAUAUCUAGCAUCGUUCAGUCGACAGUGAUACCUGGUGCUCUGGUUGACAAGGCUGUUUUUGGACUCCUUCGGAUUUGCCAGCGCUUGCUGCCCUACAAAGAGAACUUGGCUGAUGAACUUUUGAGGUCACUACAUCUGGUUCUGAAGCUUGAUGCUCGUGUUACCGAUGCAUACUGUGAGCAAAUCACACAGGAAGUUAGUCGUCUUGUUAAAGCAAACGCCACUCACAUCCGUUCCUCAACGGGCUGGCGAACAAUCACGUCCUUACUUUGCAUCACAACCCAUCACCCAGAAGCUUCUGAAGCAGCUUUUGAUGCACUAAUGUUCAUAAUGUCUGAUGGAGACCACUUGUUGCCAGCCAAUUACGUGCUCUCCGUAGAUGCAGCAAGGCAAUUUGCUGAGUCUCGUGUCGGACAAGCCGACCGAUCUGUACGUGCUUUGGAUCUUAUGGUUGGUUCUGUUUCUUGUUUAGCACGUUGGGCGCAAGAAGCCAAGGAAUCGGGAGAAACAACAGAGGCUGUAAAAAUGUCUCAGGAUAUAGGGGAGAUGUGGCUGAAGCUUGUGCAGGGAUUGAGAAAAGUGUGUUUGGACCAGAGAGAAGAAGUUCGGAACCACGCCCUCGUAUCGUUGCAAACGUGUUUGACAGGAGCUGAUGGGGUCCACCUUUCGAGUAAUUUGUGGUUGCAUUGUUUUGAUCUGGUUAUAUUCACAAUGCUUGAUGACUUGCUUGAGAUCUCACAAGGGCACUCCCAAAAAGAUUACCGAAACAUGGAAGGGACACUAAUCCUUGCAUUGAAGCUCCUGUCUAAAGUUUUUCUACAGUUACUUCACGAGCUCUCGCAGUUAACAACUUUCUGCAAACUAUGGCUUGGGGUGCUCAGCCGGAUGGAGAAAUAUAUGAAGGUGAAAGUCAGAGGAAAGAAAAGCGAGAAGCUUCUAGAACUAGUUCCCGAGCUUCUCAAGAACACCUUGCUUGUAAUGAAGAGAAAGGGAGUGCUUGUGCAGAGGAGUGCCCUUGGUGGAGAUAGCUUGUGGGAGCUAACAUGGUUGCAUGUAAGUAACAUUGCUCCGGCUUUGCAAUCUGAAGUGUUCCCAGAUCAAGAUUUGGAGCAGCCACAGACUAACGAAGCUCAUGUAUCAGGAAUUCAUGAAACUGUUUCUACUCCAAAUGAAGCAGUUAAUCCAGAAGACUAACUGAUUUUUCAACAUUCGAUGAGUUGGGCUUCUUAAACGCAUCAUAUUUUCAGACAUGGUUGUGUAAUUUGUGUUCCGAUAUUGGUAUUUGCAGAGUUGAGAUGGAUCAAGAUUCUCCAAAUAUGCAAUUUGUGAGAGAACACCAAUGAAUGUGCUAGUGCUGAUCUAGACAGGUCUAUUAGUUUGUUGAUAUUACAUAUUCUGCUUCUCUGGCUGGAAAUUUACUACCUUUUGUAGGUUAAAUUUAGUUUUUCCUUUUCGUUUAACGUUCUAUUAGUCUUGGGGAAGGGUUUGAUUCCACUUUCGUCAUUUCAAGAAAUUUGAAAGAGAGCCAUUGGUUCAUCCAAUUAACUAGAUCCUCUCUUGAUGUUAUAUUAGCUUGUUUGUUGAUGUACAGAAACUCAAUAUUGUAACGUCCAUAAUUUUGAUGUGUAGUUUCGUAUUCCGCGUGAUAAUGUUCUGAAUUAAGUUGAUCAUCCUGACAGUGUCAGGCUUAUUGUUAUGGGAUCUCCCAAAAGACGGAUUUAGUUUCGUAUCAGUAUGACAAUCUAUAAUAUCUUGUGGAAA
Messenger RNA from Camellia sinensis, 5249 nucleotides. RefSeq names its product sec7 domain-containing protein (gene GN). Gene Ontology annotation, molecular function: guanyl-nucleotide exchange factor activity. The record is from RefSeq and is a predicted model, not a curated record. Lineage: Eukaryota; Viridiplantae; Streptophyta; Magnoliopsida; Ericales; Theaceae. Gene Ontology annotation, biological process: regulation of ARF protein signal transduction.